Messenger RNA from Vigna unguiculata (cowpea), 1104 nucleotides. RefSeq names its product patatin-like protein 2. Gene Ontology annotation, biological process: lipid metabolic process. The record is from RefSeq and is a predicted model, not a curated record. NCBI's taxonomy places the organism in Eukaryota, Viridiplantae, Streptophyta, Magnoliopsida, Fabales, Fabaceae. Gene Ontology annotation, molecular function: monoacylglycerol lipase activity; glycerophospholipase activity.
AUGGCUCAUUUGGUUUUCUUUGUUUUGCUAUUUGCUGGGCAAGUGAUUGGUGGAUUCAGUACCCAGAAACUGCCUCCAUCUGACAAUGGAAACAUACUAACAGUUCUGAGCAUUGAUGGUGGUGGUAUCAGAGGGAUUAUUCCAACAAAAGUUCUUGAUUACUUAGAUAAGGCUCUUAAGGCUAAGGAUCCAAAUGCAGAUUUAGCACAUUAUUUUGAGGUGAUAGGAGGGACAGGCACUGGUGGACUCAUAGCAGCUAUGUUAACCACACCAAGCCCUCAUGAUCCUACUCGUGGUGCCUUUACUCCUGCACAAAUUGUACACUUCUACAAACAAAAUGGCCCUCAUAUUUUCAAUUCAUCUAGUAAAACUUUAACUUAAUCUUAAAUUAUUUUCAACAGACCUGGAACGGGUCCCAAAUUCGAUGGUGAGUAUUUACAUAACAUAACUCGUGAAGUGUUGAAGGAUACACGACUGAGUCAGACACUAACACAACAGAAGCCGGUUAUAUUCUCAAACUACAAGCUUGAGAAUGUUCCAUACCUAAAUGCCCUGCUGUCGGAUAUAUGCAUAUCGACUUCAGCUACACCCACUCAGCUACCACCUUACUAUUUUCAGAACGAUGGUGUUGAGUUCAGUAUGAUCAACGGUGGUGUAGCGGCUGAGAAUCCGACACAUGUAACCGUAAGUGAAGUGUUACAACACGCUGAGUAUCCGAAAAUCUUGGUGUUGUCUUUGGGGACAGGACAUACAAAAUAUGUGGAGAAUGAUUGUUUUGAUGCUCGUGUGGCUGCGUUUUGGACAGAAGAUAUAUGGGCUGCUAUCGAAACCGAUGUGCAGGGUCGUGCUUCUUCAGCCAUGUCUAAAUACUAUCCUGCUUCACUCUUUUCCAGAUUCCCACCUUCUAUGAGUACCUACCUUCGAAUUGAUGAUUUGGACUUGAAUCCUGAUCUCUCCAACUCAGUUGAUGUUACAGAAGAAAACUUGGAAGGUGUUGAGAAGACUGGAAAACAACUGUUACAAGAAAAAGUUGUGAAGAUGAAUUUGGAUACUUUUGAUUUAGAAGAACUCGGAGAAACAAAUGCAGAGGCUCUUGACAGGUGA